Salarias fasciatus (jewelled blenny) is the source of this 5761-nucleotide messenger RNA. It is a transcript of the gene atrnl1a, whose product is annotated as attractin-like 1a. The record is from RefSeq and is a predicted model, not a curated record. NCBI's taxonomy places the organism in Eukaryota, Metazoa, Chordata, Actinopteri, Blenniiformes, Blenniidae. Gene Ontology annotation, cellular component: Golgi apparatus. Gene Ontology annotation, molecular function: protein binding.
GGUGAAGCCGCGGGGGCGCACGUGUGCGCCUGGAGCGGCCCGACCAGGAGGAGCGUCCAGGACGCGCGCGUCUACCUGGGAAUACUGAUGCUGCUCCACCUCGUGCUGCGCGCGGAAGCCUCGUCCGCGUCCAAGUCCUGCGAAAAAAGCUGCUUUUCAGGGACGUGCGUGAACGGGACGUGCGUGUGCGACCACGGCUGGGUCGGGGAUCAGUGCCAGCACUGCCAGGGCAGAUUCAAGUUAACAGACCUGUCCGGCUCUCUCACCGACGGUCCCGUCAACUACAAGUACAAGACCAAAUGCACCUGGCUGAUCGAGGGAUUUCCGAACGCCGUGCUCAGGCUGCGCUUCAACCACUUCGCCACCGAGUGCAGCUGGGACCACAUGUACGUCUUCGACGGAGACUCCAUUUACGCCCCGCUGAUCGCCGUCUUCAGCGGCCUGGUGGUCCCGGAGUCCAGGGGCAACGAGACCGUCCCCGAGGUGGUGACCAACUCUGGAUACGCUCUGCUGCACUUCUUCAGCGACGCCGCCUACAACCUGACCGGCUUCGACAUCGCAUACUCGAUCAACUCCUGCCCCAACAACUGCUCGGGUCACGGCCGCUGCAGCACGGCCAACUCCGCCGCCGGCCGCGUCUACUGCGAGUGCGACAAGUACUGGAAGGGCGACGCCUGCGACAUCCCGUACUGCCGGGACAACUGUGGCAGCCCGGACCACGGCUACUGCGACCUGACCGGGGAGAAGCUCUGCGUCUGCAACGACAGCUGGCAAGGUCCGGACUGCUCGCUCUCCGUCCCCUCCACCGAGGCCUUCUGGGUGCUGCCCAGCAUCAAACCCUCCACCCAGUCUCUGGGCCGCGCGUCCCACCGAGCCCUGGUGCAUUCUGGGCUCAUGUGGGUGGUGGGGGGCUUCUCCUUCAACUACUCAAACUACCACAUGGUUCUGAACUACAACCUGGACAGCGGCACGUGGGACGUGGUGCCCUCCAGCAGCGGACCGCUCUACAGAUACGGACACUCUCUGGCUCUCUACCAGGACGACAUAUUCAUGUUUGGCGGGAAGCUGGAAGCCGCCGCGGCCGCCAACAUCACGGACGAGCUGUGGGUGUUCAACAUCCCCCGGCGCACCUGGUCGCUGCGGAGCCCGGCCCCGCCGCCCCCCUACAGCCUGGAGGGCCACACGGCCCACGUGGUGGAGCUGGCCGACGGCGAGCCGGCCAUGCUGGUCUUCUUCGGCUACUCGCCCGUCUACAGCUACGUCAACAAGGUCCAGGAGUACAGCAUCAGGUCCAACUCGUGGCAGGUGUUGUCCCCCGGAGGCGCCGUGGUCCAGGGCGGCUACGGCCACAGCAGCGUCUACGACCAGGCCAGCGGCUGCGUGUUCGUCCACGGAGGGUACAAGGCGCUCAACAACAACAAAUACGGCCUGGUGGAUCACUUGUACCGCUACCACGUGCACACGAAGACCUGGCUGAUCCUCAGGGAGAGCGGCGUGGCGCGCUACCUCCACUCGGCGGCGCUGCUCAGCGGCGCCAUGCUGGUGUUCGGCGGCAACACGCACAACGACACGUCGCUCAGCAACGGGGCCAAGUGCUUCUCCGCCGACUUCUUGGCGUACGACAUCGCUUGUGACGAGUGGACGCUGCUCCCCAGACCGGCGCUGCACCGCGACGUCAACCGCUUUGGACACUCAGCUGUCGUGAGCAACGGCUCCAUGUUCAUCUUCGGAGGGUUCUCUGGUCUUCUUCUCAACGACGUGCUGGCCUACACUCCCCCCUCCUGCCUGGCCUUCCGCAGCCCGGCCGCAUGCGCCGGCGCUGGACCGGGUCUGCGCUGCCGCUGGCUCAAAGCCAGAUGUGUCCCCUGGGAGCUGAGGCCACCGGAUGACGCUUCACCUGCCCCUUUCUGCCCCUCACGGCCUGACAGCACAGACGAGCAGUGUUUCCGGUUCUCCGACUGCGCCAGCUGCACGGCCAACACUCAGGGCUGCCAGUGGUGCGAGGACAGGAAGUGCAUCUCCGCUUCCAGCAACUGCACUGUGCUGACUCUGGAGCUGGCCCAGCAGCAUGGCGGCGCUCUGUCUCUGUCUCCACCUCCAUCCAUGUUGUCUGAGCAUCAGCUGAGCUUGUGGAAGCACGGAGCCCGGAGGAGAGGACAUUCGGUGACGGAGCCGGCCCGGUGUAAGCGCCGGGAGGAGCAGGAGUGUUUCAGGCUGGUGAACUGCAGGAGCUGCUCCCUCAACACCAACUGCCAGUGGGAUUCGCAGCAGCAGGAGUGUCAGGCGCUGCCCGGCCAGCUGUGCGGGGAGGGCUGGCACCACGUCGGGGAGGCCUGCCUGAGGAUCAACUCCAGCAGGGAGAGCUACGAUAACGCCCAGCACUACUGCAAAAACCUGGGAGGAAACAUCGCCUCCCUGCUCACAGACAAACAGGUCAAUUUUGUUCUGGAGGAGCUACAGAAGUAUCAGCUGCAAGACAAGAGCCUGUCCCCCUGGGUGGGCCUGAGGAAGAUCAACGUGUCGUACUGGGGCUGGGAGGACUUGUCCCCCUUCACCAACAGCAGCCUGCGCUGGGCGGCCGGCGAGCCCAGCGACUCGGGGUUCUGCGCCUACAUGGACGGCCCGCAGGUGGCGGCGCUGAGAGCGAACCCCUGCACCGCCACCACCGACGGGCUGAUCUGUGAGAAACCCGCAGGGAGUCCUCAGAGCCAGAGCGCCCGGCCCUGCAAGACGCCGUGCGCUCUGCGCACCAGCUGCUCCAACUGCACCAGCCAGGCCAUGGAGUGCAUGUGGUGCAGCAGCACGCAGCGCUGCGUCGACUCCUCGGCGUACGUCGUCUCCUUCCCGUACGGCCAGUGCCUGGAGUGGCAGACGCAGGACUGCAGCGGUGAGAACUGCUCGGGCAUCCGGACGUGCGCCGAGUGCCUGGAGAGGGUGGAGUGCGGCUGGUGCGGCGACCCCAGCAACGGCCGGGGCGCCUGCAUGGAGGGGUCCUACCGGGGCCCCGCUGAAGGCCGCGCACCCCCGAGCCGGACCCCGGGACCGGGACCGGCUGCGGGACCGGGACAUGCGGUGGACCAGGGUCUCUGCUCCUCAGACAGAGGCUCCAACUGGGCCUUCAUCAGUGGUCCCGCAUGUCAGUGUAACGGUCACAGCCGGUGUGUGAACGGCAGUGUGUGUGAGAGCUGCGGGAACCUGACGGCGGGCUCGCACUGCCAGAGCUGCAUGGCCGGUUACUACGGCGACCCCAACGGCGGCAAGUGCAACGCGUGCAAGUGCAACAGCCACGCCAACGUUUGCCACGUCAACACCGGGAAGUGCUUCUGCACCACCAAGGGCGUCAAAGGAGACCAGUGUCAGCUAUGUGACUCAGAAAACCGUUACCUUGGUAACCCUCUCCGAGGAACCUGCUAUUACAACCUGCUGAUCGAUUACCAGUUCACCUUCAGCCUGCUGCAGGAGGACGACCGAUACUACACCUCCAUCAACUUCAUGGCCACGCCUGAGCAGGCCAAUAAAAACCUGGACAUGUCCAUCAACGCCUCCAACAACUUCAACCUCAACAUCACCUGGUCCUUAAGCUCCACAGCCGGCACCAUCUCAGGGGAAGAGAUGCCCAUCAUCGCGAAGACCAACAUCAAGGAGCACCGAGACAGUUUCUCCUGCGAGAAGUUCAAUUUCAGGCUUCACCACAACAUCACUUUCUACGUGUACGUGUCCAAUUUCAGCUGGCCCAUCAAGAUCCAGAUCGCCUUCUCUCAGCACAACAACAUCAUGGACCUGGUGCAGUUCUUCGUGACUUUCUUCAGCUGUUUUCUGUCGCUGUUGCUGGUCGCCGCUGUCGUUUGGAAGAUCAAGCAGACCUGCUGGGCCUCACGCCGGAGAGAGCAGCUGAUGAGAGAGCGGCAGCAGAUGGCCAGUCGUCCCUUCGCCUCGGUGGCCGUGGCGCUGGAGGCGGGCGACGACCAGGAGGAGCUGCUGCAGGCGGUGCCGAAGCCCAUCGCCAUGGAGCCGUGCUGGGGAAGCAAAGCAGGCGUCCUGACUGUGCUGCUGUACCUGCCCAGAGUCCCGUCUGGAAUCCCUCCACCCGGACAGUCAGGCAUCGCCAUCGCCAGCGCUCUGGUGGACACGUCUCAGCAGCGAGCGGCGGACUUUAAAGACAGAGCCCUCGGCCUCAAGCACCGCAAACACACCGUGCACCAUCAAGGCACCUGUGUAUGAUUCAGAGAGCGUCGGCCGGAAGGCGAUAUGACACGUCCGACCUGCCCGCAGCCUGGGGAUUUUACUCAAGACACUGGCUGCAUGCGCAGGGAGACUCUGCAAACAAAAGGCCAAGCCUGAGGGAAUUGGGUUUAGAUCGUCCUCGAUCGCGAAGGAGGAUAUUUUAACCGCCAACCGGAGAGGGGGGGGGGGGUGUUGACACUGGAGGCUCCUUUCUGCCUCGGAUCACAUAGAGGAUUUCUUCUGUGUCGAAACUAAUUGCAGAUUGACAACAGGAAUGUGUCUCUCCACAGGAAGAGAAGGGAAGCUGUCACACUCUCUCAUUUUCAUGCUCGUCUCCGGGGCUUCGCCCCUCUGUCGGUCACACAGUCCGCCGUAUUGACGGGGAAAGAGGAGGGAAAAAAAAACCUGUUGUUUUUCACUAAUAAACCAAACUAAAUGGCUUUGAGCUCCAGUGAGAGGUAUUGAACUGAAAUGAAGUCCACCAGAUUUACGGAGCCGCUGAGGAGCGGCGAGGAGCCGCGCAGAUCGAUGCAGAAUUCCCGUCACGUGGAUCCGCUGUGAGCACCGAGUGGACGCUUUCCAGUCUGCGCUCGUUUAAGGACCGCAUUUUGCUAUGAAAACAUUGGAUGUACACACUGAUUUGUGUCUUUUUAUGUCGUUCUCCCCACGCCGACGUUCAGAGUUGUAGAUUUCGGUAACUGCUCAGGUCCUCUGCGAUUUUUAAAAAAAAACAGACAAAAAGCUCCUAAUUGUAGCCGUGGGAUCUUCAACACACACAUCUGUAUAUGCACUACCAGUGAAAUGCUUUACCAGUACAUCAGGAUGAUAAUAUGCAACUGAUCAAGCGAAGCUGACGUUGAUCCCGCGCUGCGGCGCGACCUCCGGGUCGGCCUCAGCGGACUCGUACUACUGAUCACACCUCCGCUCGGCUCCCGUCACGGCUGUGAGGCCGCCGCAGGCGUCAGUCCUCAUGAACUUCAUCCCACUCGAUCUGUGACACACAACCUUUAACGCAACAUAUCUAAGUGAAAUUUAUUAAUUAUGCAAUUUGCAGUCAAAGAAUACUUCGGCAAGUUUUUACCAAUGCACUAAGACUUUUUUUUUUUUUUAACAGAGACUGAAUAAUUGUUUUUUAUAUGAGCAAAUCUGUGCUGUAUAACCCUGUUUCUCUUUUCUUUUAACCCACACUGUUUUCUUUCAUUUAAAAAUAUAUAUUUUAUGCAUAUCAUAGCUGGAAAAAAAAAGAAAAAGGAAGAAAGAUGUCAAGAUCCUCUUUAUCUGUUGUGUUAAAUCCUCUUCUAACGUUGUGAAGUCACCUUUUACCGACAGCACGUCCGCCGUAGCGUCACGUUGUAUGCACAGGUAUCGUCUAUGUGUGGAGCCUGGCUCUUUUCCGCUCAGGCCUUUUUUGUCUUUAUGUGAUUUUGCACCAGUUUUUUGCGCUUAACUUAACAACAAAGGGCAGCUCGACACGCCGUUUUGGUCCGUAUGAGCUUAAAAUCUGUACAUUUUCCAAUUAAAAAGGUUUUCAUGCUGA